AUUAUUAUCUAGGGGUUUUCGUCAAUCUCAUAAGGUAUAAAUUGUGUGCAAUUUGACGAUACGAUAUCAGUUGUAGUGCAAUUACCAAAGUGGAACAAACAAAUUCCUGGAAUAUUGGGAUAUGAAAGGUAUAACACUAACGCUGCUUGCGGCGUUAGCACUCUCAGAGGGUGCCCGCUUAACUUGGAGUGACUGUCUUAACACAGAUACUGUAAAUAUCUUAGUACCACACGAAAACUGCCAUAAAUUUUACCAGUGUGAUGAUGGAAAAUUGAUCACAAGAAAAUGUCCUGCAAAGUUAGUGUUCAAUGUAGACGACCAACGAUGUGACUGGCCCUAUAACGUUGACUGUCAAAAUAGAGUUAUUCCUGAAGACAGUUCUGAAGAAGAAGCUGAAUCUGGAACCGGUGGAGGAAAUAAUGACCCUGGUCAGGCACCUGAAAUCUGCGCUGCUGAUGAGUCAGACAGUAUCUUAGUAGCCCACGAGUACUGCAACAAAUAUUAUAUCUGCAGUGAUGGUAAACCUGUUGCUGUUUCGUGUCCCUCAGGUUUGUUCUUCAAUGCUGAUAUAGAUCAAUGUGAUUGGCCAAAGAACGUGGAAUGCGAUCGAGAAAUUGCACCACAACCACAGCCUGAAGAUUCCGAUGAAAACAAUAGUGAUGAAGUUGAAGUUCCAAAACCAGAACCUCAGCCCGAACCUCAACCAGAACCUCAACCAGAUAGCAGUGAAGCAGACAAUAAUGGACCUGUCGGUGGAGGAAAUGGCGAUCCUAGUCUAGCACCUGAAAUUUGUGCUGCUGCAGAUUCUGAGGGCACGCUUAUCGCUCAUGAGUAUUGUAACAAAUUCUAUAUAUGCAAUGGAGGCAGACCAGUUGCCCAACAAUGCUACCCUGGGCUUUUCUUCAACCCUGACACAGAUCAGUGCGACUGGCCUAGAAACGUAGAUUGUGAUCGUGAAAUCGCGCCUCAACCACAGCCUGAAGAUUCCGAUGAAAGCAAUAGUGAUGAAGUUGUAGUCCCUGAGCCAGAACCACAGCCCGAACCUCAACCAGAACCUCUACCAGAUAGCAGUGAAGAAGACAAUAAUGGACCUGUCGGUGGAGGAAAUGGCGAUCCUAGUCUAGCACCUGAAAUUUGUGCUGCUGCAGAUUCUGAGGGAACACUUAUCGCUCAUGAGUAUUGCAAUAAAUUCUAUAUAUGCAAUGGAGGCCGACCAGUUGCCCAACAAUGCUCCCCUGGGCUUUUCUUCAACCCUAACACAGAUCAGUGCGACUGGCCUAGAAACGUAGAUUGUGAUCGUGAAAUCGCGCCUCAACCACAGCCUGAAGAUUCCGAUGAAAGCAAUAGUGAUGAAGUUGUAGUCCCUGAGCCAGAACCACAGCCAGAACCUCAACCAGAACCUCAACCAGAUAGCAGUGAAGAAGACAAUAAUGGACCUGUCGGUGGAGGAAAUGGCGAUCCUAGUCUAGCACCUGAAAUUUGUGCUGCUGCAGAUUCUGAGGGAACACUUAUCGCUCAUGAGUAUUGCAAUAAAUUCUAUAUAUGCAAUGGAGGCCGACCAGUUGCCCAACAAUGCUCCCCUGGGCUUUUCUUCAACCCUAACACAGAUCAGUGCGACUGGCCUAGAAACGUAGAUUGUGAUCGUGAAAUCGCGCCUCAACCACAGCCUGAAGAUUCCGAUGAAAGCAAUAGUAAUGAAGUUGUAAUCCCUGAGCCAGAACCACAGCCCGAACCUCAACCAGAACCUCAACCAGAUAGCAGUGAAGAAGACAAUAAUGGACCUGUCGGUGGAGGAAAUGGCGAUCCUAGUCUAGCACCUGAAAUUUGUGCUGCUGCAGAUUCUGAGGGAACACUUAUCGCUCAUGAGUAUUGCAAUAAAUUCUAUAUAUGCAAUGGAGGCCGACCAGUUGCCCAACAAUGCUCUCCUGGGCUUUUCUUCAACCCUAACACAGAUCAGUGCGACUGGCCUAGAAACGUAGAUUGUGAUCGUGAAAUCGCGCCACAACCACAGCCUGAAGAUUCCGAUGAAAGCAAUAGUAAUGAAGUUGUAGUCCCUGAGCCAGAACCACAGCCAGAACCUCAACCAGAACCUCAACCAGAUAGCAGUGAAGAAGACAAUAAUGGACCUGUCGGUGGAGGAAAUGGCGAUCCUAGUCUAGCACCUGAAAUUUGUGCUGCUGCAGAUUCUGAGGGAACACUUAUCGCUCAUGAGUAUUGCAAUAAAUUCUAUAUAUGCAAUGGAGGCCGACCAGUUGCCCAACAAUGCUCCCCUGGGCUUUUCUUCAACCCUAACACAGAUCAGUGCGACUGGCCUAGAAACGUAGAUUGUGAUCGUGAAAUCGCGCCUCAACCACAGCCUGAAGAUUCCGAUGAAAGCAAUAGUAAUGAAGUUGUAGUCCCUGAGCCAGAACCACAGCCCGAACCUCAACCAGAACCUCAACCAGAUAGCAGUGAAGAAGACAAUAAUGGACCUGUCGGUGGAGGAAAUGGCGAUCCUAGUCUAGCACCUGAAAUUUGUGCUGCUGCAGAUUCCGAGGGAACACUUAUCGCUCAUGAGUAUUGCAAUAAAUUCUAUAUAUGCAAUGGAGGCAGACCAGUUGCCCAACAAUGCUCCCCUGGGCUUUUCUUUAACCCUAACACAGAUCAGUGCGACUGGCCUAGAAACGUAGAUUGUGAUCGUGAAAUCGCGCCACAACCACAGCCUGAAGAUUCCGAUGAAAGCAAUAGUAAUGAAGUUGUAGUCCCUGAGCCAGAACCACAGCCAGAACCUCAACCAGAACCUCAACCAGAUAGCAGUGAAGAAGACAAUAAUGGACCUGUCGGUGGAGGAAAUGGCGAUCCUAGUCUAGCACCUGAAAUUUGUGCUGCUGCAGAUUCUGAGGGAACACUUAUCGCUCAUGAGUAUUGCAAUAAAUUCUAUAUAUGCAAUGGAGGCCGACCAGUUGCCCAACAAUGCUCCCCUGGGCUUUUCUUCAACCCUAACACAGAUCAGUGCGACUGGCCUAGAAACGUAGAUUGUGAUCGUGAAAUCGCGCCUCAACCACAGCCUGAAGAUUCCGAUGAAAGCAAUAGUAAUGAAGUUGUAGUCCCUGAGCCAGAACCACAGCCCGAACCUCAACCAGAACCUCAACCAGAUAGCAGUGAAGAAGACAAUAAUGGACCUGUCGGUGGAGGAAAUGGCGAUCCUAGUCUAGCACCUGAAAUUUGUGCUGCUGCAGAUUCUGAGGGAACACUUAUCGCUCAUGAGUAUUGCAAUAAAUUCUAUAUUUGCAAUGGAGGCCGACCAGUUGCCCAACAAUGCUCCCCUGGGCUUUUCUUCAACCCUAACACAGAUCAGUGCGACUGGCCUAGAAACGUAGAUUGUGAUCGUGAAAUCGCGCCACAACCACAGCCUGAAGAUUCCGAUGAAAGCAAUAGUAAUGAAGUUGUAGUCCCUGAGCCAGAACCACAGCCAGAACCUCAACCAGAACCUCAACCAGAACCUCAACCAGAUAGCAGUGAAGAAGACAAUAAUGGACCUGUCGGUGGAGGAAAUGGCGAUCCUAGUCUAGCACCUGAAAUUUGUGCUGCUGCAGAUUCUGAGGGAACACUUAUCGCUCAUGAGUAUUGCAAUAAAUUCUAUAUAUGCAAUGGAGGCCGACCAGUUGCCCAACAAUGCUCCCCUGGGCUUUUCUUCAACCCUAACACAGAUCAGUGCGACUGGCCUAGAAACGUAGAUUGUGAUCGUGAAAUCGCGCCUCAACCACAGCCUGAAGAUUCCGAUGAAAGCAAUAGUAAUGAAGUUGUAGUCCCUGAGCCAGAACCACAGCCCGAACCUCAACCAGAACCUCAACCAGAUAGCAGUGAAGAAGACAAUAAUGGACCUGUCGGUGGAGGAAAUGGCGAUCCUAGUCUAGCACCUGAAAUUUGUGCUGCUGCAGAUUCCGAGGGAACACUUAUCGCUCAUGAGUAUUGCAAUAAAUUCUAUAUAUGCAAUGGAGGCAGACCAGUUGCCCAACAAUGCUCCCCUGGGCUUUUCUUUAACCCUAACACAGAUCAGUGCGACUGGCCUAGAAACGUAGAUUGUGAUCGUGAAAUCGCGCCACAACCACAGCCUGAAGAUUCCGAUGAAAGCAAUAGUAAUGAAGUUGUAGUCCCUGAGCCAGAACCACAGCCAGAACCUCAACCAGAACCUCAACCAGAACCUCAACCAGAUAGCAGUGAAGAAGACAAUAAUGGACCUGUCGGUGGAGGAAAUGGCGAUCCUAGUCUAGCACCUGAAAUUUGUGCUGCUGCAGAUUCUGAGGGAACACUUAUCGCUCAUGAGUAUUGCAAUAAAUUCUAUAUAUGCAAUGGAGGCCGACCAGUUGCCCAACAAUGCUCCCCUGGGCUUUUCUUCAACCCUAACACAGAUCAGUGCGACUGGCCUAGAAACGUAGAUUGUGAUCGUGAAAUCGCGCCUCAACCACAGCCUGAAGAUUCCGAUGAAAGCAAUAGUAAUGAAGUUGUAGUCCCUGAGCCAGAACCACAGCCCGAACCUCAACCAGAACCUCAACCAGAUAGCAGUGAAGAAGACAAUAAUGGACCUGUCGGUGGAGGAAAUGGCGAUCCUAGUCUAGCACCUGAAAUUUGUGCUGCUGCAGAUUCUGAGGGAACACUUAUCGCUCAUGAGUAUUGCAAUAAAUUCUAUAUAUGCAAUGGAGGCCGACCAGUUGCCCAACAAUGCUCCCCUGGGCUUUUCUUCAACCCUAACACAGAUCAGUGCGACUGGCCUAGAAACGUAGAUUGUGAUCGUGAAAUCGCGCCUCAACCACAGCCUGAAGAUUCCGAUGAAAGCAAUAGUAAUGAAGUUGUAGUCCCUGAGCCAGAACCACAGCCCGAACCUCAACCAGAACCUCAACCAGAUAGCAGUGAAGAAGACAAUAAUGGACCUGUCGGUGGAGGAAAUGGCGAUCCUAGUCUAGCACCUGAAAUUUGUGCUGCUGCAGAUUCUGAGGGCACGCUUAUCGCUCAUGAGUAUUGUAACAAAUUCUAUAUAUGCAAUGGAGGCAGACCAGUUGCCCAACAAUGCUCCCCUGGGCUUUUCUUCAACCCUAACACAGAUCAGUGCGACUGGCCUAGAAACGUAGAUUGUGAUCGUGAAAUCGCGCCUCAACCACAGCCUGAAGAUUCCGAUGAAAGCAAUAGUAAUGAAGUUGUAGUCCCUGAGCCAGAACCACAGCCCGAACCUCAACCAGAACCUCAACCAGAUAGCAGUGAAGAAGACAAUAACGGACCUGUCGGUGGAGGAAAUGGCGAUCCUAGUCUAGCACCUGAAAUUUGUGCUGCUGCAGAUUCUGAGGGAACACUUAUCGCUCAUGAGUAUUGCAAUAAAUUCUAUAUAUGCAAUGGAGGCCGACCAGUGGCCCAACAAUGCUCCCCUGGGCUUUUCUUUAACCCUAACACAGAUCAGUGCGACUGGCCUAGAAACGUAGAUUGUGAUCGUGAAAUCGCGCCACAACCACAGCCUGAAGAUUCCAAUGAAAGCAAUAGUAAUGAAGUUGUAAUCCCUGAGCCAGAACCACAGCCCGAACCUCAACCAGAACCUCAACCAGAUAGCAGUGAAGAAGACAAUAAUGGACCUGUCGGUGGAGGAAAUGGCGAUCCUAGUCUAGCACCUGAAAUUUGUGCUGCUGCAGAUUCUGAGGGAACACUUAUCGCUCAUGAGUAUUGCAAUAAAUUCUAUAUAUGCAAUGGAGGCCGACCGGUUGCCCAACAAUGCUCCCCUGGGCUUUUCUUCAACCCUAACACAGAUCAGUGCGACUGGCCUAGAAACGUAGAUUGUGAUCGUGAAAUCGCGCCUCAACCACAGCCUGAAGAUUCCGAUGAAAGCAAUAGUAAUGAAGUUGUAGUCCCUGAGCCAGAACCACAGCCAGAACCUCAACCAGAACCUCAACCAGAUAGCAGUGAAGAAGACAAUAAUGGACCUGUCGGUGGAGGAAAUGGCGAUCCUAGUCUAGCACCUGAAAUUUGUGCUGCUGCAGAUUCUGAGGGCACGCUUAUCGCUCAUGAGUAUUGUAACAAAUUCUAUAUAUGCAAUGGAGGCAGACCAGUUGCCCAACAAUGCUCCCCUGGGCUUUUCUUCAACCCUAACACAGAUCAGUGCGACUGGCCUAGAAACGUAGAUUGUGAUCGUGAAAUCGCGCCUCAACCACAGCCUGAAGAUUCCGAUGAAAGCAAUAGUAAUGAAGUUGUAGUCCCUGAGCCAGAACCACAGCCGGAACCUCAGCCGGAACCUCAGCCAGAAGGCGGUGAAGGAGGAAAUAAUGAACCUUCUGGUAACGGAAAUAAUGAUCCAAAUGAAGCUCCCUCUAUUUGCGCUGCCGAGGAAUCUGAUGGAAUCUUAAUUGCUCAUGAAUUUUGCAAUAAGUUUUAUAUUUGCAGGCAGGGGAUACCAGUAACCUUGAUAUGCCCUCUAGGACUAUUUUUCAAUGCAUAUAAAGAUCAAUGCGACUGGCCUAAAAAUGUCAAAUGUGACCGAGAAAUCGCACCCCAACCCGAAACUUCAAACGAAAAUAAUGAUAAUUUGAUCAUAAUUCCUGAGCUUGAUUUAAACCCGCUACCGCAACCAGACGAUGGACACGAUGAUCCGAGUCAAGUAGCUUCCAUCUGUGCCGCUUCUGAAUCAGAGGGAGCUUUGGUGGCUCAUGAAAACUGCAAUCAAUUUUAUAUUUGUAUUCAAGGCAAUCCUCUAACUUUAAUAUGCCCUAACGAUCUUUUAUUCAAUCCUUCCACUAAGCAGUGUGACUGGCCUGAGAAAGUAAACUGUGCAGGUGGCAUUGCAGCCCGACCUGAAAGCAAUGAUAAUAAUCCAGAGGAUGUGAAGGAUGGCAAUAGUGAUCCUACUGCUGCUCCUUCGAUCUGUGCCGCUGAUAAUUCCGAUGGUAUUCUAGUCGCUCACGAAAAUUGCAACCAGUUCUAUGUAUGUUCUAAUGGUAUUCCAGUUGCUCUUACAUGUCCCCUAGAUCUGAUGUACAAUCCUGGUUCCGAGCAGUGUGACUGGUCCGAUGAAGUAGACUGCGGAAAUAGAAUUAAGGAUUUAUAUUAGAUGUAUAUUACCGGAUAGACAAAAAAAAAUAUUUAAAUAAUUAACAAAUAUGCGAACUUUUUAUUUAUACUGCAAUAAAUGAUUAAAUUGUAA
This is a messenger RNA of Amyelois transitella, 7159 nucleotides long. RefSeq lists its product as uncharacterized. The record is from RefSeq and is a predicted model, not a curated record. The coding region runs from base 122 to 7066 and encodes 2314 amino acids. Lineage: Eukaryota; Metazoa; Arthropoda; Insecta; Lepidoptera; Pyralidae. Gene Ontology annotation, molecular function: chitin binding. The transcript has 2 exons. Gene Ontology annotation, cellular component: extracellular region.